GCGCUGCUGACGCUGCCGGUGCUGCGCAUGCUGCACUACGCCAUGCCGUUCGCGUCGUCCUUCGCCCUGCUCUGCGAGUCCGUGCGAUUCCUCAUGAAGUCACACGCCUUCGUGCGCUCCAACACGCCGCGAGCGCUGGCCGAGGGCGUCGUCCCCGCCUUCCACAAGUUCCUGUACUUCAUGUUCGCGCCCACGCUCGUGUACAGCGACUGGUACCCCAGAACCGAUUUUUUGACGGGCCGGUCACCGAACGUCCGCUGGCGCUUGGUGGCCUACCACUUGCUGGAGGUCGUGGGCUGCCUGUUCUACAUCAGCUUCCUCGUACAGCGCUACCAUCUGCCCGUGUUCCGCGACUUCGGCCUGCGUCCCCUGACCCCCCUGGAGGGUGCCUCCGCCGUGCUGUCCACCGUGCUGCCGUCGGGGAUGGUCAUGCUCUGCUACUUCUACCUGCUACUGCAUGCCUGGCACAACGCCUGGGCCGAGAUGCUGCGCUUCGGGGACCGCAUGUUCUACCUGGACUGGUGGAACCAGGGGUCCUUCGCCGCCUGGUACCGCACGUGGAACGUCCUGAUAAAUGACUGGUUGUACGCUUACGUGUACAAGGACGUCGUCCUCCUCGGCGGUAGCCGCCUGGCGGCGAAGGCGAUCGUCUUCUUCCUCUCCGCCGCGGUGCACGAGUUCCUCAUGGGGUUCACGCUGCGCCUCUUCUACCCCGUGACUUACUUUUUCUUCGGUAUCAUAGGAUUUUUGAUGUCGUUUUUGAAUUUUGGCUCGACAGCGGUGGGAAACAUAGGACUGUGGCUGUCGUUGUUCAUUGGCGACGGCUUGCUGUUCAGCUUAUAUGCUAUGGAAUACUACGCCCGUCAAAACUGCGAGCAAAUCAUUGAUUCGUCACGGGAUCUCUUCAUUCCACGGUCCUGGAGUUGCGUGCCAAUUGCCUCCAAGACGUGAGCUACUUCGGAUCAUCCUGCUAAUCAACCGUAUUAAGACUGCGAGCGUCGAAUGUGGUACGAUGGUCCCCUCGACCAGGCCACGAAGUUUCGUGCAACAGCGCAACGUAUCUCCAACAGUCCAAGAAGCUGCAGAACUGUCCAUAAGGGUGCAACAGUUCGCGAAUAAGGCGCAACUACGCCGAACCGCCAUGCUGCCGUCGGCUGGAGCGUAACGGCGUGGCACCCCGGAGCUGGCGGGAUGGGGGUGGGGUGGGGUAGGGGAGCAAGACGCUGUCGCUAGUGCAGCAGUACGUCCACUGUAAAUUGUUGCUUACGAACAAUGCCAACUAAAACCUUCGUAGCUCGCGAAGGAUUUUGAAGCGUUGUAUAACGAUCUUAUUGUUCGUUUGCGUACGAACUAAUGGCUCGUAAUGCAAACCGAUUGUUCUUAAGAACAUUCAUAGCUUUAAAAACAAUUUCUUUGCAAUUCAAAGAAUGUAAAUAAUUCGUGACGUGUUGCAAAGCAUUUAGUUCGCAAGCAGUUUACAGUGUAGCGCCUGCCCUGCCUCCUGCCACACGUGCCCUGCUUUUCUAUGCUUUAGUCACCCUAAUAUGUGAUAGAUUUUUGAUACUUUAUUCUCUGUCCCUGUUGAGGGUGGUUUUAAAAAGAAAAACAUCGAUUACCUCUCAAAAA
Messenger RNA from Frankliniella occidentalis (western flower thrips), 1626 nucleotides. RefSeq names its product sterol O-acyltransferase 1-like. NCBI's taxonomy places the organism in Eukaryota, Metazoa, Arthropoda, Insecta, Thysanoptera, Thripidae. Gene Ontology annotation, biological process: cholesterol metabolic process. The coding region runs from base 28 to 951 and encodes 307 amino acids. Gene Ontology annotation, cellular component: endoplasmic reticulum membrane. The record is from RefSeq and is a predicted model, not a curated record. The transcript has 5 exons.